UGCAUCCAACCCCAAAACUUCCACCACAACUCUACACUUCUUCCCAAACCUCACGACCUCCGAACAUACCCAUACCCCGCAGAUCUCAAGCCCUCAGAAAGAGGCAACACACGCAAGAUGGGUCUCGAAGCAGUAAUGGUAGUGGUAGACAACAGCGAAAGCAGUCGAAACGGAGACUACACACCCACCAGAUUCGAAGCACAGUCCGACGCCGUCUCCCUAAUCUUCUCCGCCAUCACCCAAGGCAACCCCGAAUCCUCCGUCGGACUGAUGAGCAUGGGUGGAAAGGGCCCAGAGGUGUUGGUCACGCUGACAACAGACCAUGGGAAGAUAUUGGAGGGUUUACAUCGUACCAAGUCGAAGAUUAGAGGGGAUAGUCAUUUGGCUACGGGAAUUCAAAUUGCUGGUCUUGCACUUAAACACCGACAAAAUAAGUCACAACGCCAACGGGUUAUUGUCUUUACCUGCAGUCCGAUUCCAGAAGAUGACAAGACUCUUAUCAAGCUGGCCAAGAAGAUGAAGAAGGGAGGUGUGGCUAUCGAUUUUGUAGCCUUUGGCGAGCUCGACGACGACACAACCAAGAAGUUAACCGCAUUCAACGAGAACGUCAAAAGUGGUGACGGAUCACAUCUAGCCAUCAUCCCCCCCGGACCGGGACUCCUCAGCGACCAACUCGUUACAAGCCCUAUACUAAAUGGCGAUGGGUCAAGCGCAGGUGCAGGAAUGGGUGGAGGAGCAGAAGGUGGCGAGGGCGGCAGCUUUGAAUUCGGCAUUGAUCCCAGCGUGGACCCCGAGUUGGCUCUUGCGCUACGCAUGAGUAUGGAAGAGGAGAAGGCGAGAGUGGAGAAGCAGGGCAAGGAGAAGGCGGAUGAGGAUGCUAAGGCUGCAUUACCGCAGAUAAAGGAGGAAGAGGUGAAGGAGGGAGAGGAGGAUGCACAACCGUUGUUGAAUAAGGAUGGGGAGGCGAGUGGGAGUGGGGAUAAGGACGCCAAGAAGGAUGAUGCGGAUAAAAUGGAUCUGGCGUAG
Lachnellula hyalina is the source of this 1026-nucleotide messenger RNA. It is a transcript of the gene RPN10, whose product is annotated as 26S proteasome non-ATPase regulatory subunit 4-like protein. The annotation marks the transcript as partial. The transcript has 2 exons. Gene Ontology annotation, cellular component: proteasome regulatory particle, base subcomplex; nucleus; cytosol. The record is from RefSeq and is a predicted model, not a curated record. Gene Ontology annotation, biological process: proteasome-mediated ubiquitin-dependent protein catabolic process. Gene Ontology annotation, molecular function: polyubiquitin modification-dependent protein binding. NCBI's taxonomy places the organism in Eukaryota, Fungi, Ascomycota, Leotiomycetes, Helotiales, Lachnaceae.